This is a messenger RNA of Fukomys damarensis (Damara mole-rat), 1913 nucleotides long. RefSeq names its product coronin 1A (gene Coro1a). The coding region runs from base 442 to 1827 and encodes 461 amino acids. The transcript has 13 exons. Gene Ontology annotation, biological process: actin filament organization; cell migration. NCBI's taxonomy places the organism in Eukaryota, Metazoa, Chordata, Mammalia, Rodentia, Bathyergidae. Gene Ontology annotation, molecular function: actin filament binding. The record is from RefSeq and is a predicted model, not a curated record.
AGGGCAAGAAAUCCCAGAGAAGACCACUGCUAUAGCUGGGGACCAAAGAUUGUGAUUUCUGGCAUGAUUCUUCCCUUGCUCUACUUUUGGGCCUCCAGUCUCUUCACCUGUCAAAUGCGUGGGGGGGGGGGGGAACAGGCCAUGAACUUCUCCAGCCGUACCAGCCAGAUGAGGGGAAGCAGUGACCUCACCAGUGAGCCUUGCCAUCCUGAGAUUUCAGAAGAAAUCCAGUGCAUCGUGAGUGUGGCUGGCGGGGCCACUCGGGCUGCGCUGACCAUGCACCAGGCCCGGAGAAACAACAUGGCUGAUGUGUCAGCCAAGGACGGCAGCCAGUAUUGAGUCACUGAGUUCCAGCUUCCGUGCCAAGUACCAAAGGAUGAAUGCUAGGACAGUUUUCACACCACAGUGUACAGAGUGCCAGUGUCAAAGAAGUUUCCAAGGAUGAGCCGGCAGGUGGUCCGCUCCAGCAAGUUCCGCCACGUGUUUGGACAGCCAGCCAAGGCGGACCAGUGCUACGAGGAUGUGCGUGUCUCCCAGACCACCUGGGACAGUGGCUUCUGUGCCGUCAACCCGAAGUUUGUGGCCCUGAUCUGCGAGGCCAGCGGGGGAGGGGCCUUCCUGGUGCUGCCCCUGAGCAAGACAGGACGAGUGGACAAGAAUGUGCCUAUGGUCUGUGGCCACACGGCUCCUGUGCUGGACAUCGCCUGGUGCCCACACAAUGACAAUGUCAUUGCCAGCGGCUCUGAGGACUGCACAGUUAUGGUGUGGGAGAUCCCCGAUGGGGGUCUGGUGGUGCCUCUGAGGGAGCCCGUCGUCACCCUGGAGGGCCACACCAAGCGCGUUGGCAUCGUGGCCUGGCACCCCACGGCCCAGAAUGUGCUGCUCAGUGCAGGGUGUGACAACGUGAUCCUGGUGUGGGACGUGGGCACCGGGGCAGCCGUGCUGACACUGGGCCCGGACGUGCACCCAGACACCAUCUACAGCGUGGACUGGAGCCGCGAUGGUGGCCUCAUCUGCACUUCCUGCCGCGACAAGCGCGUGCGCAUCAUUGAGCCCCGAAAAGGCACCGUCGUGGCUGAAAAGGAUCGCCCCCACGAGGGGACCCGGCCCGUGCAUGCCGUGUUUGUGUCGGAAGGAAAGAUCCUGACCACAGGCUUCAGCCGCAUGAGCGAGCGGCAGGUGGCGCUGUGGGACACAAAGCACCUGGAGGAGCCACUGUCACUGCAGGAGCUGGACACGAGCAGCGGAGUCCUGCUGCCCUUCUUUGACCCUGACACCAAUAUUGUCUACCUUUCUGGACAGGGUGACAGCUCCAUCCGGUACUUUGAGAUCACCUCCGAGGCCCCGUUCCUGCACUAUCUCUCCAUGUUUAGUUCCAAGGAGUCCCAGCGUGGCAUGGGCUACAUGCCCAAGCGUGGCCUGGAGGUGAACAAGUGUGAGAUCGCCAGAUUCUACAAGCUGCAUGAGCGGAAGUGUGAGCCCAUCGCCAUGACAGUGCCUAGAAAGUCGGACCUGUUCCAGGAGGACCUGUACCCCCCCACAGCAGGCCCUGACCCUGCCCUCACGGCCGAGGAGUGGAUAGGUGGCCGGGAUGCUGGGCCCCUCCUCAUCUCCCUCAAGGAUGGCUAUGUACCCCCAAAGAGCCGGGAGCUGCGAGUCAACCGGGGCCUGGAGAGCUCUCGCAGAAAGGCAGCACCAGAAGCUGGUGGCACCCCGAGUGCGGACGCCAUGUCCCGGAUGGAGGAGGAGAUGAGGAAGCUGCAGGCCACAGUGCAGGAGCUACAGAAGCGCUUGGACAGGCUGGAGGAGGCGCUCGAAGCCAAAUAGAUAACACCAGGGCCCUCAGCCGGGGCCAGCCACUCACACCCACUCGUCAGGACAGCAUGGCAGAUAAGAAAAGGAAAUAAUAAUAA